Molecule: messenger RNA, 2334 nt
Organism: Closterium sp. Naga37s-1
Lineage: Eukaryota; Viridiplantae; Streptophyta; Zygnematophyceae; Desmidiales; Closteriaceae
Source: the annotation of a GenBank genome assembly
AUGGCAUUGGACGCCGCGAGGCUGAUUCAGCAGGUCGGGAUGCAGCAGCUCAUGCGCCGCCGGCAGUCGCCGCGCCGAGCCUCAGCUCCGGAACAGCCCAGCACUUGGGCGUAUUCCCGCCCGGUGGUCAUUCUCGACGCGUUUUGGAACCUCGCCUUCGUUGUAGUCACAGCCAUCACGCUCUUUAUAAGCCAGGCGCGCAACGAGCGCCCGCCCGCGCCGCUGUCCAUCUGGUUACUCGGUUACGCCGUGCAAUGCGCCGUGCACGUGAUCUGCGUGUUGCUGGAGCACGAGCGGCGGGAGAGUCGGCGCGUAAGGGAGCAGCGGGAGCAGCGCAGGGGGAGGAGACGGGCGCGGGGGAGGGGGAGGGCGGGGAGGCGCGCAAGGGACGGGCGGAGAGACAGGGGGAGGGAGAGAGGGGGAGAGCUUGAGAGGGGAAGCGGGGUGGCGACGGGGGGGAACGGGAGCGUGAAUGGGGAGAGGGGUGGAGGGGGGGAUGCAGAGGGGACAGAAUUUGAUGUACCGCUGAACCAAUCGGGGGAGCUGGGGGGAAUAAGGGGAAGCGGAGAUUGGGGGGGAAAUGCGGAAGGGACGGGAAGCCGGAGGGAAGGGGAGGGAGAAGAGGAAUUCAUCUCCAUUCUACGCAGGAGGGACGCGGGUAGAGCGGUGACUCUAGACGAAGCAGCUUCGGUGCUUAUAACGGGACGGGAUCUGGUAGUGGACAGGGAAGAGCGGGAGGGGGAGGCACUGGAGGGGCUUCUGGGGGCGGAGAGGGCGGGCGGGGAGGAUGGGAGAGGGGAUGCGCAGGCAAGGAGGGUAGGGAGAAUGGUGGGUGAGGAAGGGGCGACGGUGGAGGAUGAAGAGAUGAUGGUGGGAGCUGUGGAUGAAGAAGCACUGCAGCGUGCUCCCCUCCACUCUCCCAUGCUCCACCCACCACCCGACCCUCCCUCUCUCCACCAUGAUUCCCUACCCCCCCACGCACCAUUUCCCUCUUCCUCCCUCCCCACCUUCUCCACCCUCGCACGCCCCAUAGAGUUCGCCAACACCAUGUUCUCCUUCGCCUGCUGGCUCAAGCUUGCUCUCUCCUUCUCUCUCUCUCCUGCUCGCCCUCUUGCCUUCCCUCCCUUUCACCUAUUCCAGCCUGGCGCAAUGCGUAGAGUCAGCCAACACAAUGUUCUCCUUUGCCUGGUGGCUCGAGCUCACUUCCUCUCAUGCUCUCUCCUGCUUGCUCUCAUGCCUCCCUCUCUCCUUCUCACCCUCUCACCCUUUUCCAGCCUCGCACGGCGCGUCCGGUCAGCCAACACCAUGUUCUCCUUCGCCUGCUGGCUCGAGCUCUCGUGCUCGCACAUCUCAUACUGUCAUACCGCCUCCCCCUUUAAUCUUUCCAGCCUCGCACGGCGCGUCGAGUCAGCCAACACCAUGUUCUCCUUCGCCUGGUGGCUCGUCGGCUUCACCUGGAUCCUCUCCACCAUCGACGACUCCUUCAAAGAUGCUCCCAUCCUCUCCUGGGCCACUACCGCCUUCCUGGCGUUUGAUGUGUUCUUUGUGGUCUUCUGCGUGGCCGUCGCAUGUGUGGUGGGCAUGGCUGUGUGCUGCUGCCUGCCCUGCAUCCUCGCCCUCAUCUAUGCAGUCGCAGACCAGGAAGGAGCUACACGAGAGCAGAUCGAAGCUCUCCCCAAGUUCAAGUUCUACCACCAUCGCACCGCCGCUAACAGCUCCUCACAAGCCAGCAGCAUAUGCCCCUUCCACUCCUUCUCCUCCUCCUCCUUCCGCCUCUCCUCGUCUCCCCCCCUCUCUUCCUCCACCUCCUUCUCCUCCUCUCCAGCCGUCCGAACCGCCCCCUGCCCCUGCUGCUCCUCCUCUGCCUUUGCCGGUGCCAUGUGGCGCAACGCGGUUGGCUUAGCUGCUGGGCUCUGGAGGCGGGCAGGCCGGGCAGGUGGAAAUAACAGCAGCGGGAUAAAUAUUCCAAGUGGCGAUGCUCUGGACGUGCGUGUGACGGUCGAGGAAGAGACAGGUGGCGUCAUGUCAUUGGUUGGUUCAGCCCACCCGCCAAGGCAGAGGCAUGUGGAGGCAGAGGAUGCAGAGUGCUGUGUGUGCCUUGUAAGGUAUGAGGAUGGGUGUGUGUUACGGGAGUUACCAUGCUCACACCACUUCCACACGGCAUGCAUUGACAAGUGGCUCAAGUCGCACCCGACAUGCCCACUAUGCAAGCGUGACAUUACUAAGGGAGUGGGGAGCAGGCCAUCACCAGACACACUGCCAAGUUCACUCUCUGCUGGAGCAUCGCCGGAAGGGGCUCUUGAAAGCACUCCAGGGCCAAGCGGGACACCAUAA